AUGGCUUCUGACCGAGACCUAAACAUCGGUAAGGCCUUUGAGGGGACUCUCUGCAGUACCCUCGCCCGCAUGUCUGCCCCUUCUCCCCGCCAGGUUUCUUCCAUUGGCCUCGGCUCCUUAGCCAUCACCGAUGGCUCUGCUUCCCCAGCUGCAGCUGGUACGUCUGUCGGUGUGGCGCCGACGCCAUCUUCGGUUCCCGCGUCCCUUAGCCAGCAUGAGGCCCAACCCGCUCGUCCUGGCCUGUCACCUACAUUGGGUCGAACCACUACCGUUGUUGAGAUUGGUAGCGACGAAGAUGAAGAUAUGGGGGAAGGUGAAAGGGUGGAAGCCGACGAUGAGAUGGAGGGAGGUGAAGAUAUGCCGGAAGAUGGCGGUUCUAAGGUGUCGGACACAUCUUUGGUAGCAAGGAUCCUGGCUAUGAGUCCCAUCCACAUCGAUGAAAAAGGUUCCCCCGAGAUAUAUGUGCGUGGUCAGAACUCCAACGGCUAUGUGCACGUGGCGUAUUACAAGGAGCAAGCCCGAGUGAAGGCCGAGAAGGAGCAGAAACGCGGCCAAACUUCGGAUACUGUUGACAACGCCCCUCCUCCUUCAGCGAAAAAGGCCAAAGGUGCUCGUCCUUCGUCUUCGACCUCUGGCCAAGCUGGAUCCCCUCGAACAGCGCGGGACAAAAAUACGUUGUGGAACCUGUUUGCUGCUGAGCGUGACCAAUGGGAAGUGUGUAGUGUGGAGGAAUCGUGUGAUCGUUGCCGACGUGAGAUCGUCACUUAUGGGAGGAAAAGCUGGCCCUGUCUUCGCCCGGUCAAACCUCACAACCGCGGUUCUCGAUGUGCUUCUUGCACCACCGGCCCCUGUUCUUUCUUUCCUGGCAAUCCUGCUCGAGGAUUCCCUCCUCGCUCCACCGACCACUCUCCCCUCCCCCCUCCUAUCAAUUGGGGGAGUCCCUCCUCAAAUCCAUUCAUGGUUCAGUCCACUCCGGCCACCCCGUCUCCCUCCAUGCGGCGCCGCCUUCCCACCGCCAACGAUGACGGCUUUCCUUCUCCCGUUCCUUUGGCGAACUUAGCCUCUUCUCGUCCUUCUCCUCCGACAGUCGGCUCAUCCCGACCCCUGCUGGCCGAUGAGGAUAUCGAACGUCUCACUUGUCCCCCGUCUCCUGCUGUCGCUGGUCCUUCUCGCCCAACACCCCGUCGCUCUCCUGGGUCUAGGCCCACUGCCACUCCUUCGGCUGCCGAUAGGAAAGAUAUGUCCGCCCUCAUCGAAUACAAUAUGAGACUCGUAUCGGCCCUUAACGCUCUGUCAACUUCCAUAGCGACGGUGGUGAAUUCAUCCGAUGUUGGUCCUUCCUCUCGCACUGAGUUAGCUAGGGUGUCUCGUGAACAGUUAACCACGAUGAACGAUAAACAAUGGCGUUGUUUGGCUACCAUCUGGGAAGCGUGUCUCACCUACAAAAAAAAGACACAGGGGUCGUUACGGCAAGCCUCGACAAAGUUAGGAAAGCCCUGCAUUGUCGGGUCUCAGAGUGAAAGGAGGUCUGACUACAAAGUACGGUGA
Molecule: messenger RNA, 1548 nt
Organism: Tremella mesenterica DSM 1558
Lineage: Eukaryota; Fungi; Basidiomycota; Tremellomycetes; Tremellales; Tremellaceae
Exons: 5
Coding region: 1-1548 (515 amino acids)
Source: RefSeq, a predicted model, not a curated record